UGCUUUUUCCACUGACCCUGCCUUCAGCAGCAAGCAACCACCCAAGAGCUAAAACUUCCCUGAACUUCCUCAUAAAAACAGGGAUGAAACCCACUCCCUAAUAAAUAUUUGCAUUAUAUUUGAAUAUAUAUAAUAUUUUUUAACAUUCAUGUUAACAUCUUAACAUGUGGAAAAAAAUAUAUACAUUUUUAAAUCAAUUGUCUCUAUUAGACGCUAUAGGACUGACUGUUGACUGAUAAACGUAUAAUACCUCUGUAUGUGAAACUGGUGUGUGUCGAACACCACAAGGAGAGUUUGAAAUACCAGAAUCUUAACUGAUUAUAAAACAGACUUGAUUUGGUGGAAGCUUCUUCUCAAAUAGUUUGCAAUGAGCAGUGUGAUGUAAAAAAAAAAAUCCUACAAUUUAUUUUCGCCAGGACUUAAACAGCCACAAGAGGGUGCUAGAAAUUGCCUAGCAAUAACUGAUUAUGGUCAAAUCGCGUGGACUUCACGUGGACUUCCUAAUUUCUGUACUUGUAGUUUGAUUAAGACAAAUAUUCAUUACUAAACAUUAUAACAAAAUGAACAUUUACAUCACAACAUUAACAUCGUUACAUUUAGACAUUAUCAAAGAAUUAAAAGUAACAGUGUUGAGGUAAGAAAAAUCGAGUAGGAAUGUGGUAUUAAUGAAACUUGAAUUACUUUUUUUAAAGGGUUAAAAGUAAAGAGGAGGCUAAAACACAAUGCUGGUGUGAACACAUCAUUCAUAUUCUGAGUCUUUACUGGAAGUGUCAUACAGAGACGAGUGCAGCAUGAGUGAAAGAGGAACAGGCUGAUUUCGGCAGUUAAUGUUUAUUAAAAGAGUAAGAAAGUUUUAUAUUGUAAUUCUAAGGAUAUUUUUGGACUAAAUGUAACACCUGGUGGAUCUCAGUGUCAGCUGUUUAAAGGCUGAUGUCAGCGUUUUUCACAGAAUGACGAGAAAAUUUACAGCAGCAGCAGCAGCAGCAAUCCUCAUGUUACUGAUAGGAGUUCAGGCUCAGCCCAGUGUAACUUUCUCCACUCAGAGUCUCUGUGCUGUUACUGGAUCUACAGUAAAAAUCCCCUGUACAUUUACAAAACCUGAUCACUCCAGUGUCACACAGAGAGAGUGGUAUCAAGUCCAGAGCUCUGAAGGAGAACCACAAGAACUGAGUAAAGAUCCACAAUAUUCAGGACGAGUGUAUGUGAGCACAUGGUGGUCUGACUGUGAGCUGACAGUAAGAAAUGUGAGACUGAGUGACUCUGGAGUUUAUAACUUUAGAUUUAAAACACAGAGCAGUAAAUGGAUAUCAGCGCCAUCUGGAGUUCAUCUGACUGUUACAGAUUUGCAGGUGAAGGUGGAUCCUAACACUGAAGGACAGAGAAAAGUAAAAGUGACCUGUAGCUCCACCUGCAGUCUCAGUCCAUACAAUUUGUACUGGUACAAGAAUGGCUACUACAUUAAACCUACAAAUGAAAACUUCAUUGUCCUUGACUCAACUAAUGUAGAUGAUGAAGGCAGCUACUCCUGUAGGGUGUAUGAAAGUGAACGUCGCUCUCCUCCAGUGUGUGUAAUGAGGAAGGCGUGUUGGCGUGUGACUUACACUCCUGAUCAUGUGUGUGCUCUGAAAGGCACAUCGGUUGAUCUCUCCUGCUCUUAUACGCAUCCUGCAGAACACACAGUGAGAACAUCAGUGUGGUUCAUUAAACAGAAGGCUGAAGAUGAUCCUGUGGAUGUGAGAGAAGAUGAGGAGUAUCAGGGCCGAGUGCAGGACACACAGAACUCUCAGAAUAACUGUAGUCUGAGAAUCACUAACCUGAGAGAGACAGAUGCUCAAACAUACAGAUUCAGAUUCUACACUGAUCAGGACAAAUACACCGGGAAUCCUGGAGUCUCUCUGUCUGUUACAGAUCUGAAGGUUACAGUAUCAGACUGGAGAAAUGGGUAUAAAAUGCUGAGCUGCAUCACCACCUGCACUCUGUCUAACAAUCCCACUUACAUCUGGUACAAGAACGGACAGCGUGUUCCUGACCAGAACAGAAAUGAACUGGAUCUGGAUGGCAGCAGUGAUGGCAGCUACUCCUGUGCUGUAACAGGACAUGAGAAUCUUCACUCUCCUGCAGUCUAUUCACCUAAAAACAUAAGAGCAGAGGUUCUUCCAACUGGAGACCUAAUGGAGGGGGAUUUAGUGACUCUGAGCUGUAGCAGUGAUGCAAACCCUCCUGUUCUCACCUACUCCUGGUUUAAGCAGAUAGCAGGUGCAGACACACUGCUAUCAACAGGCCAGAAUCACAGCAUCAGCAACAUUAGCUCUCUGCACAGUGGACUCUACUACUGCACUGCUUACAACCAGCUGGGACACCACAACUCUACACCUGUACACCUGAAUGUGUUAGGUUCAAAGAACAACACAGCGUUAAAGUUCAGCAUGGUGGCUCUGGUUGUCUUCCUGGCAGUAACACUUGUCUCAGGAGCUCUGUGGAUGUGGAAAAGAAAGUCAAGCUCGGCUAAUAAGCACAGCAGCACUGCUGAGAGUGAACAGCUUCAGUCUGCUCCAGUGUAUGACAAUAUCCCAGCCUCAAACCACAGAGUCACCUCAGAUGAUCAGGAGAACAUUACCUAUACUAGUGUUGCUUUUAAACACUACCACACAGAGGAAGGGUCUCUGUCACCCAGACUUCCUCCAGACACUACAGAUGAAGAGGAAGUAGAGUACGCUGCUGUGAACAUUCAAAGGAACACUGCUGCCACCCAGCUGGAUGGAGCGAAUGAUGAUUCAUCUCAGAUCUACAGCAAAGUCUCCAGAAAAAGCAAGAUCUGAGACAGAUGAGAUCGUUCUGUUCUGUAUCUAAACUAAACAGAAGAAGAUCGUCUUUGGCAUUUCAUCAGAACAGCAGUAUUAAUGUUUAUGAAGUAUACCUUUACUUAAGUUUUUAUUUUACAUUUAUGUUUAUGUUCCAUUAUAAUCUUUAUAACUGUUUAAUUUUUCAAUUAUUGUCCAGAUUAUAUCUCAAAAUAUAUUUCCGAUCAGAUAUCAGACUUUUACAUUCGUGAAAUAUUUCAAUUAUUUCUGUUUUCUGAUAUUUUUUUCUGUGAUGCUGUUUUACUACUCAAAUACUGAUAUUCUUUCAUAUUAUUACAUACAAAAAUAUAUAAUAAUUGUAUUUUACAUGAAUGUCCUGCACCUUUCAUUGUUUUGUACCGAACAUUUAAUGCCAAAUGCUCGCUGUUACAUCAUUGUGCUCUUCAAAGUAAAAUUUUCUUGCAAAAGACGGCCACCAGGUGGCGUUUGGGCCUCUUUCUAAACUGCUGCAACAAUACUACCCUACUACUGUAACUAUGUAACUGUGUGAAACAAAACAAUAAUUCUAAAAAUGUUAUAGCAAAUAAAUAAAUAAAUACUAUUUUUUCCACGUUUAUACCUGUAUG
Molecule: messenger RNA, 3427 nt
Organism: Silurus meridionalis
Lineage: Eukaryota; Metazoa; Chordata; Actinopteri; Siluriformes; Siluridae
Product: B-cell receptor CD22-like
Exons: 10
Coding region: 951-2819 (622 amino acids)
Source: RefSeq, a predicted model, not a curated record